AUGCCUUCGAUCGAGGAGCUGGAAGCACGCGCUGAAUGUAAAGUGACGCGGCCCAAGAAUUAUAAGGAGGCCGACGACGCGGACAUCCGCGUGCUGUUCCCCGAGGUCAUGAAGAACUGCGGCGACAAGCUCGCCGAAUGUAUGUGCGAGGACCACCAGAAGGUCGCCGCACUGGCGGCCACGUGCGUCGGCGCGUCGGACGCGUCGAACUCGUGGCUGCUGCUCGGGCACCACAACACGGUCGAGCGCCCGUUCGAGCGUUUUUUUGCCAAGCGCUUCACCGAGGUCCCUUUUUCGCUCUUCGCGGCGGAACGCGACGCCUAUUGCCGGCGGUGGUUGGCCCGCGCGGCAGCGGGCGACGUUACGGCGAUUCGCUUAGUGGCGAGGCUCUAUCUCGGCCACAAGCAGUGCGCGUGCGAGGCCUCGCAGCAGGUGAUGGCCGCGUGUGGCGAGGACGAAGAGGAGUGCCUCGAAAUCUACCGCAACCUCGUCGACACCUUGGGAACCACCAUCGUGAACGUCUACGGCGAGGAGGUCGGCUACGUGCACGUCGGCCUGCUCGAGUUGCUGGCCGGCGACACCGUUCCUCCGAGAUGCAGCCAGGCCAAGUCAGAGGCCAGAAACCCCUCGUUCCCCCACGUGGCCUGGGCCAAGGUGGCGGCCGACCGCAACGCCUUCGCGAAAGAGGUCAAUACGGCCGACAUCGCGCCCGAGCGGUUGGCGCAGUUCCGGGUGUCCUAUGACACGCCGCUCAGCUCGCUCGUGAAAGUCCUCUCCGUGGCCUGGAUCGAUGGCAAGCGCACGAUCAUCGGCUGCGUCGGCGGCGAGCGCAUCGUCGCCAUCCUCCACGCGCACUGUGGUCUCUACAAGGCCCGCGACGAGGCCAUCGACCUCUCGAGCGUGGCGGCCUUCGACAAGACGUACGGCCCCAUCCUCGUGCGCACGAUGGACAAGGACUCCACGUUACGCUACGGCACCUCGCUUGGAUACGAGUUCUCGCCGCCGCACCGCCUCCUCGCCGCGGCCGUCGGUGCCAAGAACCGCGAAGACUUCAAGGCCGGAACUGACGAGGCGCUCGACCCGAAACUAGUCGACUGCAACGGGUUUCCGGACUGCGAGUCGGCGCUUCGUUUCUGGCUGUUACAGUUGAGACUGCGGAAGAUGCUGAACACGCCGAACGCCGUCCCGGGCAACUUACGUGCGGCCGUCCUGGCGUAUUCCAAGCUCGACAUUAAGUGGGCCACAAGCAAAAUCGACGGUGUUACCGUCCGCCCGCUCCUCGACUACAAGAACAGCAAGAAAAUUAAACAACAAGGCGGAUCCGCCGACGCGCAGAAGGCGGCCGACUUCAUCGAGUGCCAGUACUUGCUGUCGAACGUGGACGCGUACAGCGAGGCCUUACCAUUGGCGCUGCGGGCGGCGACGUACCUCGAAGACGCCUCGGAGGGGCGCUACGACAUCACCGAGGACGACCUCAAGGCCUACAUCGCGGAGCGCCAGCUCGACGCGGACCGGGCCAUGUUCGACUUCGAGCGCGAGAACAUUCUGGGGCGGUCGCCGCGCCUGCGUCUCGCGGCGCUGCUGCGGUAUUCGUCGAUUCUCACGAAGGUCCAGCUGGAAGAUCUCGUGAAAGACGUCGAGUGCCUCGAGCGGACCUGGUCUGGGGCGAAGAAAAAAGGUCAUAAUGACGCCCCCAGCGUUAGUGCGAAGGUCCAGGCCCAGCUCCGUGCGGCGCUCGCCGAGCUCCCGGAGUCGGAUCCGCCCGACCCCAACUGCCCCGUCGGCGCGCGCGUCAAGGUCGAGUUCGAUGAGGACGACGCGGCCCCCGAGUUCGGCUACAUCGUCGAAUGCCGCGACGACAAGUACUACAUCGUCUUCGACGACUACGACGCCGAUGACUGGUACGAGCUCGACGAGGGCGGCCUCACGGUCCUGGGGGCCUCUGAGUGA
Molecule: messenger RNA, 1950 nt
Organism: Pelagomonas calceolata
Lineage: Eukaryota; Pelagophyceae; Pelagomonadales; Pelagomonadaceae
Source: the annotation of a GenBank genome assembly